AUGGAAGUGGAUGGCAUGGAAGUAAUUGCCAUCGCUGUUGUUAUUGGAAUGUUUUAUGUCGUGCUCAAACAGUUUGGGGUUUGGGAGCCUCUGUCGCUCGAAGACAGCUGUGACAAUGACUUUGAACUCUCGAUGGUGCGUCACCAACCAGAGGGCCUCGAUCAGCUCCAGGCCCAGACACAGUUCACCAGGAAGGAGCUUCAGUCGCUCUACAGAGGCUUCAAAAAUGAAUGCCCCAGUGGGCUAGUGGAUGAGGAAACUUUCAAGACCAUUUACUCGCAGUUCUUCCCUCAAGGAGAUGCAACCACAUAUGCACAUUUCUUGUUCAACGCAUUUGACAUGGACAGAAGUGGCUCCAUCCGGUUUGAGGACUUUGUGAUAGGAUUGUCUGUGUUGCUUAGAGGCUCUGUUACAGAGAAACUUCGAUGGGCGUUCAACCUGUACGACAUCAAUAAAGACGGCUACGUUACUAAAGAGGAAAUGAUGGCAAUAAUGACAUCCAUUUAUGACAUGAUGGGCAGGUAUACCUUACCCAGUGUACGAGACGACUCUCCCUAUGAGCAUGUGGAGAAAUUCUUCCAGAAAAUGGAUCGAAACAGAGAUGGAGUGGUGACUAUUGAUGAAUUCAUAGAAACCUGCCAAAAGGAUGAAAAUAUAAUGGCUUCCAUGCAGCUCUUUGAGAACGUCAUCUAGUGUUGUGUAAAGGGAUGUGGAUCAGUGACGCUGCAUAGUGCUUCUGGCUGCAAGCUGCUUCCAGCUGCAAGCAUCUGGCCCUGAAAUAACUUCAUCCAUCUUGAAAAAGAAAAAACAUUGUUCGUGCAACACAUUUGACAUUUUUAAUACAAAGUGAAGAAACCAGCCGCUUUUCCUGUUGAACUGUUCUAGGAAGAAACAUGUGCAGAAUACACUAAAUCACUUGAAGAAGAGAUGUUUCUUUGCAUGACAAUUUUGUUUUUGCACAUGAUCAAACCAGAUGAGCAUGAGUGCUUGCCCAUCAUCUAAAAGCAUGCGAUGCAAACCGCAUUGAACACAAACAAUAGUUUUAUUGUUGACCACUCUGAAACUAAAGCAAAAGAGAAUACUUUGUAACUGUAUUAUACUGAGAAAAAAAAAAUCUUUUAUUUAUCUUUUAGUUUCUAAGUUCUUCAGAUUUUUGUGUAGACAUGAUGCCCUGUCAUUGUCGUGUUGACCCAAAACCUGCUGAAAUAAAUAUAUACCAUCAC
Messenger RNA from Anoplopoma fimbria (sablefish), 1223 nucleotides. Its product is annotated as calsenilin-like. Gene Ontology annotation, cellular component: nucleus; voltage-gated potassium channel complex. The transcript is spliced from 8 exons. Gene Ontology annotation, molecular function: calcium ion binding; RNA polymerase II cis-regulatory region sequence-specific DNA binding; potassium channel regulator activity. The coding region runs from base 1 to 693 and encodes 230 amino acids. Lineage: Eukaryota; Metazoa; Chordata; Actinopteri; Perciformes; Anoplopomatidae. Gene Ontology annotation, biological process: negative regulation of transcription by RNA polymerase II; regulation of potassium ion transmembrane transport. The record is from RefSeq and is a predicted model, not a curated record.